AUGUCGGACGCUCAAAUAGAAGAAAACAUUGACUUGCUCUUCAAUUUCGGGGCGGAUCAGCUCGACAGACAGGAAGCCAGGCAGCUUCUCGCGAAUCAUGGCAACAAUGUCGAGGCCGCCGUGGACAAGUACUUCAGCAGUAUGGACCAAGGAGGUAUUUCUGCUUUGAAGACCCAUCUGCGCAACUCACAGGCCAAGUGGGACGAGACUGCCUUUGCGGGGGCCGGCUAUGGUAUAGACGACACAAACGUUCCCAGUACGUCAGCUCUGGCUUGGAAGACUUCGAAGGAUAACACGGCUGACAGUCUCGAUAAUUACCCGCAUAGCAACGUCAAUAGCAGAGCACCCACGCGCCCGCCUUCUCGAACCAGUGUCGCCUCCACACAAGCACAAGCCGGCGAUGCGCCCAUACAGAGCAUUGAGGGUCAGGAAAUGGGAGUCACAGGCUCUUCCAACUUCAGACCGGCCACUGGAGACAAUUACGAUACCUCGCAAUGGGCUCUAGUACCAACCACAACAGAAAUCAUCGCCGACCCCAUCCCGAGCCAACGAAAGCGCGAAGAAGGGCAGCCCGCUAUCCUAAAGCCGUCGCCAACCUUCAACUACCUUCCCAACCUCAUUCCCAUACUUCAUUCGAUACCGCUGUUCCGAAAUGCGCUGCUGUGCCCGGGCGUACUACAAAAUGAUUACUGGCAGGGCGACAAUUGGUGGAAAGGCAACCCCACAGCAACCGCGCGCAUCUUCGAAGACGGUACUGGACGCUCGGAAGCGCACAACCUCGAGAUACUUCACGAGACACAGCGGCUCAUGGCGUUCCUAGACAACACGGACCGGAUCUACGGAUCGGUCAACGGACUGCUUGAGUCGGAGGCUUGGAGAGAGCAGCAAUCUGUUGUCGAAGAUCCAGACGACGAUUUGCUAAAGUUCCUGGUGAUGUGGGGUUUCGCAUUCCAAAGUCAGGUCCCAAACGCCGACUUGAACGGCCAUCUUAAGUCUACCUUUGACGUUGCUGGAACCGCCCAGGAAUGCUUUGUGCUUGAUGCCGCCGUCACACGCGAUAAACUUCGGCCCGACUUUAAUUUGUACGAUGUCCUGGACGACUCACUCUUUGCUUCAGCUGGAGCCAGUGCGCAUAUUCGCGAAGCUAGUAACGUGUUGAUACUCCGCCUGACUUCAUCAAAUACCGAGGCGUCUGAUCUGGGAUGCCGGAUUCCAGCCACCCUCUACAUCGAUCGGUACCUUGAAAAGAACAAGCAUGUCAUCGAUAGUAUGUAUAGCGAUAUCACGCAACAUGAAGAGCAACUGGUCUCGUUCAAGGCCCAGGUGGAAAAACUGAAGUACCACACUCCGAAGAAAGCGGGCGCGAAGAAGUUUGAGUCGCUGCAACUACUCAAAACAAGCAUGACUGCGUUUGAACCUGAAAAUUCCGGUGGUUCUUCCAAGGAUGCGGAGGUGUUGGCCCAGCUACAGGAGCUCUACAACAGCAUCGAGAGCAAGCUUGCGGCCUUGGAACAGCAGACUGAACAAGUGCAGAAGGCGAUAUUGAGCGUCUCCGGACGAUUCAAACCCCGCGUAGACGAUAGCGCCGACGAAGCCGCGGCCACUGACGACCAAGCCAUGGACACGACAACCGAAAUGACCGAGAAAGUGGAAGAGAAGACCUUCGAGCCCAUCGAAAUCGUCUACCCAGAAGGCCAAGCCCCGGAAGACGCCAUGGAGCGCCCAUACCAACUCUGGGGCGUAGCUACGCGUAGAGACGUAGUCUACGUCCGCCACCCGGACAUCAAAUCCGAUGUCCCCAACGCAACCCAAUGGUGGCGUAUGCAAUACGACAGCGAAUCCGCCAACCCCAUCAUCCGCCGCGACACCCUCUCCCUGCAAGAAGUCAUCGAGCGCGCCACCACCGAAGCCGGCUCCGCUCUCCUCGUCUACGCAAACGAAGACGCUACCGCCGCCGAGCCCCUCCCGCUGCCCAAGCCUCUCCAAGAUUUCGCUAAGAAGGAUAAUCUCAACUUCCUCCAUGAGUUACAGGAGAAUGCUACUGGUUGGGAAGGCUAUGGUGAUUAUGGCAAUACGGCAACAGGCGGGUGGGAUACCACCGUCCCCCCUGCCUUUGAAGAAGACAAUGGUUGGAGUGAAAUCAGCGCUAAAGAGUUUAACAGCAGUAGUCGUCCACGAAACGACUCAAACAUGAGUUCCGCGACGCUCACACCCAACACGGAAAUCGACGAUGAUGCGCCUGUCACGCAAGAAAUGGUCGAGACGAACCGUGGUGGUACUGGGACCAUGAGCAGCGCUAGUAGCGAGACAGUGGGGAGAGGCGAUGGUGAUGAUGGCGCGGUGAAUGAGAAGAUGCAGAGUCAAGUCAGGUUCUCGGAUGUGGAUAUGGAGGAUGUGGAUAGUCAGGACAGGGCGAGGAUGCAGCGUGUAGAUGUCUUGGAGAAGAAGGGUGGUUAG
Messenger RNA from Alternaria rosae, 2457 nucleotides. RefSeq lists its product as uncharacterized. The record is from RefSeq and is a predicted model, not a curated record. Gene Ontology annotation, biological process: protein deubiquitination. Gene Ontology annotation, cellular component: cytosol; nucleus. Bases 1 to 2457 code for a protein of 818 amino acids. Lineage: Eukaryota; Fungi; Ascomycota; Dothideomycetes; Pleosporales; Pleosporaceae. The transcript is spliced from 4 exons.